This is a messenger RNA of Patiria miniata (bat star), 1695 nucleotides long. Its product is annotated as multiple epidermal growth factor-like domains protein 10. Gene Ontology annotation, molecular function: scavenger receptor activity. The transcript has 2 exons. The record is from RefSeq and is a predicted model, not a curated record. The coding region runs from base 1 to 1695 and encodes 564 amino acids. NCBI's taxonomy places the organism in Eukaryota, Metazoa, Echinodermata, Asteroidea, Valvatida, Asterinidae.
AUGUUUGGCCAGGACUGUCGCCAGCGAUGUACUUGUCAAAAUGGUGCUUGUCAUCAUGUUACCGGCGUUUGUUCUUGCUUCGACGGCUGGACGGGUGCCAAUUGCGACGCCCCAUGUAGAGCCAAUUACUAUGGCCGAAACUGCUUAGAAGAGUGCCAGUGCUGGAAUGGAGCAUCAUGCCACCACAUGACUGGGGUGUGUCAGUGUACAGCCGGCUGGGUAGGAACAUCCUGCCGAGUUCCAUGUCCACAAGGUAGGUUUGGCAUGGAUUGUACUUCGCCAUGUCGCUGUGACAACGAAGCUGCUUGUCAUCACGUUGACGGAAGUUGUCGUUGUAGGCCGGGCUGGGAGGGGGCUGUCUGUAACGAGCCAUGUGCUAUGGGCUUUUACGGUCUAGAAUGCGCUGAGAGAUGUCAGUGUCGAAACGGGGCAGAGUGCAACCACAUCUCGGGAGCCUGUCGGUGCACUGCAGGUUGGCAGGGCCCGAACUGCGAAAGGCCAUGCUCCGAAGGCUUCUACGGACUGGGAUGUGACAGAGCAUGCCGAUGUCGAAAUGGUGCCGAUUGUAGUCACAUUGAUGGAGAGUGUUCUUGUACUCCUGGCUGGCAAGGACAGUAUUGCGACGCGCCCUGCAAUCCAGGUCGUUUUGGGUACGAAUGCAGAAUGGAUUGCCUUUGCCAAAACAACGCUGCUUGUCACCACGUUAGCGGUUUAUGUACUUGCUCACCUGGAUUUACUGGUUCUACUUGCUCGGAUAUCUGUCCCAUUGGCUACUUUGGUCAGGAUUGUCUCAGUGAAUGUCAGUGUCGAAAUGGUGGCGCUUGUCAUCACGUAACGGGUGUAUGCAGCUGUACUGCGGGCUGGCUUGGGCUCACCUGCUCCGACCCCUGCCCACAAGGUAAAUAUGGAUUGGACUGCGGAGACAACUGCAUGUAUAAGAAUGAUGCACUUUGUAGCAACAUCGAUGGCAGCUGCAGCUGCGCGCCAGGAUGGCAGGGAACAAUAUGCGAUCAGCCCUGCGGUGCUCUUCGCUACGGUACAAGAUGCGAGAAGAUCUGCAGGUGUCAAAACGGUGCCACUUGUAAUCACAUUGAUGGAAUGUGCACAUGUACACCUGGAUGGCAGGGAGCGUUCUGCGAUGUACCGUGUGAUGACGGUUUUUAUGGCCACAACUGUGCUAAAGUAUGCCGCUGCGUAAACGGUGGUAUCUGCGAUACCGUGACAGGAGCCUGUACUUGUCCUCCCGGCUGGAGGCUAUUUUGUUCUGACCCGUGCGAGUCGGGCUUCUUCGGUCAAGACUGCAGUGGAGUCUGCAGGUGCCAGAACGGCGCAGAAUGUAGUCGGUUUGACGGAACUUGUACUUGUACUGCAGGUUGGUACGGUGCCUCUUGUGAUGCUCCAUGUCGGCCAGGGCUUUAUGGUCCCGGAUGUGAACAAAACUGCAGAUGCAGAAACGAAGCGACUUGUUCUCGUUUCGAUGGCAGUUGUUCUUGUGCUCCAGGAUGGACAGGACGGUUUUGUGAUACACCUGGUCGUGAGGGCUUUAAUGGUGCAGACUGUACCGAGGAAUGCACGUGUGUAAACAGCCUCUCUUGCUCACCCUUUGAUGGCACGUGCUCCUGUUCAGCUGGCUGGAAGGGCCAGAACUGCCAAGACCCGUGCGAUAAUGGCUGGCUGGCAGGGGCGUUACUGUGA